GGUGAGGCACCCUUCUCAAACCCCAGCCCUGCACUGCAGGAAUUGCCCUCAGCUCUCCCCAGCCCUGCAGCCGACAUCAAGGCUGUCAUCCAGCUCCUAUAGCAAGGGAUCUGCACUCCAGAAGUCUCACUGAGAUGGGAAAAAUCAUCAUUUAUGAGCAUGCCAACUUCCAGGGUCUCUCCAGGGAAUUCACCACUAACAUUUCUGACCUAAGAGAUGCAGAUUGGAAUGAUGUUGCCUCGUCAGUGAAAGUCAUUGGCCAGCCGUGGGUGGCUUAUGAGCAUCAGAAUUAUGAAGGGCAAUUCCUGGUAUUGGAGGAGGGAGAACACAAUUUUGUUGGUGAAGGUAUGAAUGACAAGAUCAGCUCUCUGCAGGUGAUCACUGAAGAUCUCCACAACCCCCAGAUCACUCUCUAUGAACAUAUUAAUUAUCAAGGCAAGAGCAGAGUAAUAAGAGAAGCAACCAACCUGGCUGCAGGACAUGACAAUGACAUCAUGUCUUCCCACAAAGUCCAGAGAGGUGCCUGGCUGCUGUGUGAGCACAGUGAUGGAAGUGGAAUUCAAUACCUUGCACGAGAGCACAAGCACCUUCCAAAUUACAAGGCCAUCAAUUUCAAUGACAAGCUUUCCUUCCUGCGCCCCCUGCGCCCUGGCUGUGGCUGUUAGAAUGCAAAUCCUGCAAAGCUGAGCAAAGAUGCAGCCCCUGCAAGAAAUCUGAGACCUCCAUCUCCACCUCUGCUUGUGCUGCCUUUUCCCCAGUGUCACAGGACUGCUGAAUGUGAGAGCUCUCUGCUGUGCUGCUCUGCAGAUCUGCACUUCUCUAUCUUGCCUUGCACCCUUCUCCCACCCCACAAGUGCCAGAAUCAUCGUGCUUGAUCAUAGGAAAGGGUGUCCAAGCUGGGAGACAUGCCAGAUGUGGGAAACCUAAUGCACCCUCAGGUGGCAUUCCAGAGUCCUGGGCUAUGGAAUGUAGGAGCAUUGCAUGUUGUUUCUGUCACUAAGAGAUACAGAAAAUAUCAGUACAGAACCAGCAUCUCUUCCUUUGUAAUUGCUUUGCAAUGCCCUUAUGGUACUGUGGCCUCUGCCAGUGUCUGUAAUCCAUUUUGUGUUGGUGCCAUUAAAGAAUCUUUUGUAAUCAGCAUUGACUCUGUUUUGUGCAUCUUUAGAAGAGAUAAAUAUUGCCCUUUCAUGGUGAGAUAUCUGUGUGUAUCCAGAGAAUGGUUCAUACAGUCAUUUGCAAAUCUUUUUCCUGGAUGUCUCCUGGAGAAUUGUGUCUCCUUCUGGUUUCACUGGUCACCAUCAGGGGGUUCAAGCUUGACUCCAAAAGCCUUGGUGGGCAGGUGGAUUGUUGUUGAUCCUGGCCAAACUCUGACCUCCAGAUUGUUCCUUGCUAUCACAUGCCUGCUUGUAUCCCAAGGCAGUGACUGUAGUGAUGAUAUAAUCUUCUACUGCCCUUAAUUACAUAGGAAACAGAAUGUUUUCACUAAUUUCAAUUCUUUAAUUCUUAUGGUAAAACCCAUCUUGUUUUUAAACCUGUAGUGUGUUGAUAAGGCAGGAGGGAUGACAAGGCAUUCCAGGAUGUGUUUUGCCAUGUGCCAGUUCACCUGGAAGUGCAGAGUCUCAGCCCUCCUCCAUCAGUGCCCAGUGCCAGCUGCACGCCCUGAGCUGUGCAUUGUCACAGCUGGCACAGGGCUGCUCUGCACUGCAGUGCUCUCCUCCCUCUGUGCUCUUGAAGGAGAAAACCUCGGAACUACUUUCCAGGCUAAAUUUUUAUAGGAGUGCAAGCACUUUACUUGGAAUACCCUAGGCACAGCUAUCCCUCCCCCUGAGAGAAGUGCAAUCCUACAAAAUGUAAAAGGAAAGUUUCAGGGAGGGAUAUUGUUGGGGGUUGGGUUUUUUGUUCCAGUUUAAACAAUUUUUCCCAUUAUCAUGCUAACAGAGCCUGCUGGGUUACACCAAGGAUCUUUUUGACUCUAGACAAAGGCGUAGGUGGGAGCUGGCUUCCCAGGGGAUGGGGGCUACUCAUGUUUAUGGUGAGUUCGGGGGAGGAGGACUCCCCGUCUUCAGCCCACACAGCCAGAAAGCAGGAGAGCCAGACCCUCUGCAAUCACCUGCCCUGCACCUGCCCCACUCCAGCCUCCUACCUCUGAGGACACAACAAAUCACCGGGACACAAACAGUGAGUGAGGAUCUUGCUCCCAGCCUGCUCCCACCUGAGACACAGCACAGCCACUGCUGCCCCCACCCCUCCCGCUCCCGCCUGCUCUCCGCAGCUGUGCGGGCUUUGCCUGUCUGCACCACCAGGACCGAGUGCAGAAAGAGUGUGCCUGCGUCUAAAGAAAGUACGGGAACUGAGUUAACUGUUCUGUUUUGUUGGUAAUUUUAAUAACUGCUGUUGUUUCUGCUUGUACGGUUAGAUCUAUGAGUAAAGAGCUGCUAUUCCUACCCCCUUA
This is a messenger RNA of Oenanthe melanoleuca, 2452 nucleotides long. Its product is annotated as epidermal differentiation-specific protein-like. NCBI's taxonomy places the organism in Eukaryota, Metazoa, Chordata, Aves, Passeriformes, Muscicapidae. Gene Ontology annotation, molecular function: structural constituent of eye lens. The record is from RefSeq and is a predicted model, not a curated record. Gene Ontology annotation, biological process: visual perception; lens development in camera-type eye. The transcript has 2 exons. Bases 135 to 665 code for a protein of 176 amino acids.